This is a messenger RNA of Meira miltonrushii, 1647 nucleotides long. RefSeq lists its product as uncharacterized. NCBI's taxonomy places the organism in Eukaryota, Fungi, Basidiomycota, Exobasidiomycetes, Exobasidiales, Brachybasidiaceae. The annotation marks the transcript as partial. The transcript has 2 exons. The record is from RefSeq and is a predicted model, not a curated record.
UGGAUACAUGUGCCACUUGGUGUUGUUUUGAUUUUGGUGAUUUGUUGGGGUUUACGUUUGGCCAUUCAACAAGCUCCAUUUCGAUUUCCUGCUCCUGUUAUUGCAAUGAUUGCUUUCUUUGCUUUGCUACUUUUACUUGAAUUGCUUUCGAUCAAAUUUCCAGGUUCUAAUAAUGAAGCAAAACAACUUGAAGCAGGUCAAUCAUCCAACGGCACAAAACCCAAAAAACGUAAACGUUUCGUUGACCCUUUCAUGCUCUUACUUGCACCGCCAUGUGAAUUCUUACUGCGUAAUAUGUCAGUCAUGUUCACGCCAAGCUUCAUCUUAAUUCCCGCAAGAGAAGUGAUUCCGGGAAAAGAAAUUGGUUUAUUGGCAGCUUGGUUCAUCGUUUCACAAAUUUUGGCUUUCGUCAUUCCCGUCCUGAUGAACAGAGGUAUUCAAUAUUCCUACGAUCUCGUCAAAGGAGAAAAGAAGGCCGACAACAAAGCUUCUCCCUCACCAAAUGGACCUGAUGGCGACAAUCAAUUACGACGUGGAUCUUCCGCCACUCCAUUUCGUGAUUUAAGACGCGGAAGUUCUGCCACACUAUUAGGUGUCGAUUACGAAAAAGGGAUGAGCUUCUCUGGCGGUCAAAAGUUGGGCGCCAUUGCCACUGGCUUGUCCGGCGUGACAGCUCAUAUGAUCGCUCCUGUUACACAUGUUGACAUUGGAAGUAAUGCCAACCGAAACGCAACCGCUGAAGGCCAAGAAGAGGAAGAAGAAGAUGCGAUCGAACGUUUAGCAUCCUGGUUUGGCGAUUUGAUUACACCAACGAUCUACUUUAUCGUUUUCAUUGUUGGUAUUCCGUUGUUCUUUCUCAAAGAUUUUGCUUUGCCGCUCUUUUUGGGUAUCAACCUUUUGACCUUCAUUGCAGCAAUCGCAAUCGUACCACCACCAAUCAGAAGAUUUUUACAUCCAAUCCUCAGUACAAGUUUGGCAACCGUUUUGAUCAUUUGGGCAUUCGCAGCCAUGAAGGGAAUUGGCUUGAUGUCUUGCUUGAACAGAUUCUACAGCGUUGAUGCAAAAUACUCUGUCUUAUGGGAUCCAAAAGGAUAUUCUGGUCCAGUACCCGGUGCAGGUGAUAUCUUGUUCAGUACAUUGGAUGCAGGUAUCGUUGCUUUGGCCGUUCCGAUGUACCGUUAUCGUAAGGAACUUUGGCAGAAUCUGACGAGAAUGUUGAUCGUCUUAUUCCCAUGCGCUGCUCUUUCAUUAUUCUUUUGGAAUUAUAUCGCUCGAUUGAUGGGAAUGGAUCCCAUUCGUUCUUUGGCUUUCUCUGCUCGAUUUAUGUCAACUCCAUUGGCAAUUGAACUUGCAGGAAAUGUUGGAGCAGAUGAAUCGAUUACCGUUAUUCUUGUCGUCAUCACAGGUGUAAUUGCUGCAAUUUUGAAAGAACAAUUCUUUUACAAAUUGAUGCGCGUUAGUCGAGAUGAUUACUUGACCGUUGGAUUAACAAUGGGAUCAACAUCAGGUGCAAUCGGAGCAAGUUCACUUAUCAGUACACCACGUACCAUGGCAAUCGCUUCUUUGUCGUUUGUUAUGUUUGGUGCAAUCUUACUCGUGUGUACUGCCAUUCCUCCUAUUGUGGAUAUCGUUCGACAAUUGGCAGGC